CUUCUCACUUCAUUGGGCACAGGCAGUCUCGUUGGUCGACUAAGCAUCGGCUGGCUGACUGACAAAAAAUGGAUCGGUCCUGAAAUCUACUACACCUGUACCUUCGCCUUUUGUGCCUUGGUAGCAUUCAUAACUCCUCCGAUAACAGUCUACUACGCACUGAUAGCCUUGGCGCAUUUUCAAGGCUUAGCAUUCGGUGCGGCGACAGUCAUCCUAGUCAUGACUCCUGGGCGUGUUGUUAAGCCAGGGCUUGGUACCACUUCCAUGUCAUUCUCGCUCCUUGCUUGGGGUGCAGGAGAAAUAUCUGGAGGAGCAUUAGCGGGAUGGUUUUACGAUGCUCUUGAAAGCUACGACUAUUCCUUCUACACUGCUGGAUCAGUGAUGACUGCUGGGUCUGGCUUUAUGCUCGUCAUAUUCUUCCUCCAGCGAGCGAAGCAACGAUGCCACAUACAUCCCGCCAAGAUAUCUGAGGGCAGACACGAGCACGUCAACCCGUUGGAUCUGGAGUUUGAUGGCUCAAAGGUCGAUGAUGUGGGAAGGGUCAAUCCGUUGUUUUUCGUGAGGGAAAAGGUCGAGUCAAAGAAGAAUGAGGGUGAAGCUGAGGCAGUGGAAGACAUUUUGUCAGUCGAGGAAUUGAAUGAGAGAGAGAUAGACUCGAAACUGAGCUGGUAUUGGAAUAGUAGUAUUAACUCUGCCCCUGAAUGGGAGGAUUCGAGAUUAUAGUAGAUGUAAUAGCAUGGAGGAAGUGAGAAGAAAGACAUUGUGAGGUUGAGGAACCUGCAAAUGAAUGAUUAGUACACAGCUUAAGCCCAUACAAACUGUACCAUGCAAACUGUACCAUGCAAAUUGUACCAUGCAAAGUGUACCAUGUAAACUGUACCGCCCCAACCCGAUAAUAAACAGAUAAUUUUGACAUAUCGAACAAUACUACUGAUGCUGAUCCGGGCGGUAUGGUGGCUGGACGUUGUGACAAAAUCUUUCUUUAUGACGGAAGCAAACGGGACGGUGAAUGUGAUAUUAGGUUUGAAAACCCGUCCUUUAAUUAAAGUUGAAGGUCGAUCUAACAUUCAAGUUUCAGAUUAUCCGGACAGUCCCUAUAAUGGAUAGUGAGAGGUCAGUAUAGAGCGGAAACUAUUUUGUCCAACGAUGUAAAAAGGCCUCAUAUAGUGUCUAAACGGAGCAUUGAGGAAAGAUAUCGCAGUAUUGAAAAUCUUCAUAUAAUGCUGAGUCCAUUUUGAGCGAGUCUUUCCCGUACGAUAGCAAGUGUGUGAGUGAGAAGUGUCAGAGUUGUGCUAGAGAAUUGGAUAUUAGUGAUUGUGUGGAAAAUAACCCAAGGGUGUUGCUAAGCAACGAUUCCCUUGCACCAGAAGGAAACUGUGAGAAGGGCGAUGAGAAGGAAUUUGAGAAUCACUCGACUGUGAGAAAAGACGGGGAGGGAAAUUUCUUAUUCACCUGUUACGUCACGGACGCCUAGCCAAUGAAUAUCAUAGGGAGAGCUCAUAGACAGUCCGGUAUGGUUGUUAGAACCGAGAUAUAUAGACUUGACGUGACGUUGGCUGGUUUAUAUGCUGUGGAUACGUAGGCUGCGCGUCGUUAAUUGGCCCUCAUGUAUCCACUUAGUAAUCUGCCAUCCGUUUGUACACAGCAAAUCAGCUCAUUUACCAAAACUGGCAGCAGCCAUUUAAAUAUGGGCGACUCAUAAUAGUACGCCUCCAAGACGGUUUGCAACGCGUUGGCCAAUCACAAUGUGCGAAAUCUGUCGACC
Acanthaster planci (crown-of-thorns starfish) is the source of this 1765-nucleotide messenger RNA. RefSeq names its product putative monocarboxylate transporter 5. Lineage: Eukaryota; Metazoa; Echinodermata; Asteroidea; Valvatida; Acanthasteridae. Gene Ontology annotation, molecular function: monocarboxylic acid transmembrane transporter activity. Gene Ontology annotation, biological process: monocarboxylic acid transport; transmembrane transport. The record is from RefSeq and is a predicted model, not a curated record.